Molecule: messenger RNA, 1055 nt
Organism: Carassius auratus (goldfish)
Lineage: Eukaryota; Metazoa; Chordata; Actinopteri; Cypriniformes; Cyprinidae
Exons: 6
Coding region: 21-1055 (344 amino acids)
Biological process (GO): response to bacterium
Source: RefSeq, a predicted model, not a curated record
AUGAUCUGUAUGAUGAUAAAAUGGACAGACGAGUUUGUGUGAUGAUCUUCUUCUUGUGUGAAAUCUUUAAGGCAGUAUAUGGAAACAUUGUACAACUUCACCCAGUUGUAUCAGUUCAUGAUGGAGAUCCUGUGGUUUUAUCCUGCUUCAUUAAAACAGGACAAAUAAGUAUGGCAUCGUGGUACAAGCAAGUCACUGGAGGAGAACCACGUCUCAUUGUUUCCUCACUUCUCCAUUCAUCAAGAAGCCAAUUUCAAGAUGAAUUUAACAGCAGUCAUUUUGAAGUUGUAAGAGGGACUGACAGUUUUAAUCUGACAAUUGUAAAUGCCUUACAAUCAGAUUCAGGCACAUACUAUUGUGCUACAUCUUUCUCUAAUGUAAUUGAAUUUGGAAAUGGUACUCGUCUGGUUAUUAAAGGAGCAGAAAUCAGCAAACCCACGAGUCUAAAGUUGCCCAAGACUGAACUUGUUAAAUCAGAGGUAAACGUGCCUCUACAAUGUUCAAUCCAAAAUGAAAUAGUUAGCAGUGGAGGUGAAAAUCAUCUCUACUGGUUCAAACAUGGAUCAGACGAAUCUCCUCCAGGAUUCAUUCAUGUUCAUGGAAACACAAGUGAUGGAUGCGUGAGGAGCUCUGAAGCUGACUGUCUUUCACCGUCCUGUGAAUUCAUCCUCCCAAAGAAAAAGAUCAGUUCCUCACAAACAGGAAUUUACUGUGCACUGGCCACAUGUGGGGAGGCUUUAUUUGGAAAGGUUUAUAAACACAAUCCUGAAAACUUUGAGAAUCAGCGCAUACUAUUUUACAUCCAAAUCGGCCUUGCAGCACUACUGUCAAUAAGUUUUACCAUCAAUAUCCUACUUUGUUGUUUGAGGAAAAGUGGGAUAAAGUCUCAACAGAUACAAACUACCAAUGAGGAUGAUAAUGAUGAUGUGUCAAUGAAGAACAGGGAAAUUACUUACGCUACUGUACUAACCUCCGCCAAACACACAAGAAUGAAGAGGGAGAGCCAUCCUGAGGACACACUGUAUUCUGGUUUAUCAUGCCAUCAACAAAGCUGA